CGGCACACCGGCGAUGUCAGUAAGCCGUGCUGGUGAUGGAGGGAGCGCUGUUGAAAUGGACCAACUACCUUUCAGGUUGGCAGCCACGAUACUUUGUGCUGGAGAAUGGCAUCCUUUCGUAUUACGACUCGCAGGAUGAUGUGGGCAAAGGAAGCAAAGGCAGCAUCAAGAUGGCUGUGUGUGAGAUCAAAGUGCACACUACUGACCCCACCCGUAUGGAACUGGUCAUCCCCGGUGAACAGUACUUCUACCUGAAGGCAGGAGGGGCUGCUGAAAGACAGAAAUGGUUGGUGGCCCUGGGCAGCUCCAAGGCCUGCCUUGGGGACAGCAGAAGUCAAAAAGAGAAAGAUCUGGACCUAAGCCAUGAGUCCUUGGGGAGGAAGCUGUCUGAACUGCGGCUGUACUGUGAUGUGCUGACGCAGCAGGUCCUGGCUGUGCAGGAGGCAACACAUCCCCAAGACAACGGCUCUCCGCUUGACAUUCAGAAGAUGAAUGAAGCGUCAUCCUUAUUGCGGGCUACCUGCAGCCAGUUCAUCUGCACACUAGAAGAAUGCAUGAAAUUUGCCAACACCCGCUUGGCUCCUGAACUCUACCAUCCUUCGGUCCCCCAACCUUCUGAUUUCGUGGGCACCAAACUCCCACAUUCCCAUCGGGUAAGGCGUUCUAUGAGCCACACAGGUGUAGUCUCCUCAGACAGAGCUCCGGAGCCGGCUCGGAUCCCUCCCAGGGGCACCGUGACAGUUCUGCGCAACCUGGAGGAGAUGGUGAUGCUCCGCUCGCAGCAGUGGGGGCAGCAGAACUGCUGGUCAGAAAGCCCCACCGGCACCAUCGUUGAAGAAGCAGCUGAUGCCCCAUCACCAACACAAGACUCUCAAGCGGAUUCAGCCGGCAGAGACCGGCGAGUGUAACCUGGACUCUGGUGCCGCUUCAGCAGUUUCUGGACCGUUUGGAGCCAUCACUGCUAGCUAGCUAGCUAGAACAGUUGGCCCCAGGUUCCUUCCUCUAGUUUAGGACCAGCCUGGGCCCGACGGGGCGUGUGGCCUGUGAGGCUGGCAGGCGUGAUGGGCAGGGAGUAGGUGCCAAGAUCCGUUCCAUUCCUCUGUCUUGUGGUUGCCGAGCGUUCUCAGCUGCCAGGUCUGUUGUUGGGCAUCUCCAGGCAAUCCCCCCGGCAAGAAGGGUUGGAUGGAGGCAGGAGGUUAGGGUAGCGGCUGAAGCCUGUG
Molecule: messenger RNA, 1220 nt
Organism: Gekko japonicus
Lineage: Eukaryota; Metazoa; Chordata; Lepidosauria; Squamata; Gekkonidae
Product: pleckstrin homology domain-containing family A member 3-like
Exons: 8
Coding region: 36-908 (290 amino acids)
Biological process (GO): receptor recycling; endosome organization; retrograde transport, endosome to Golgi
Cellular component (GO): early endosome; recycling endosome; trans-Golgi network
Source: RefSeq, a predicted model, not a curated record